This is a messenger RNA of Zychaea mexicana, 225 nucleotides long. RefSeq lists its product as uncharacterized. The coding region runs from base 1 to 225 and encodes 74 amino acids. Gene Ontology annotation, biological process: regulation of transcription by RNA polymerase II. Gene Ontology annotation, molecular function: RNA polymerase II cis-regulatory region sequence-specific DNA binding; DNA-binding transcription factor activity, RNA polymerase II-specific. The record is from RefSeq and is a predicted model, not a curated record. Gene Ontology annotation, cellular component: nucleus. Lineage: Eukaryota; Fungi; Mucoromycota; Mucoromycetes; Mucorales; Lichtheimiaceae. The transcript has a single exon.
AUGCAAACCGUUUAUCCAUGUCUGUUUCCCAACUGUGGAAAGAGCUUUGCACGUCUGUAUAACCUAAAGAGCCAUUCGAGAACCCAUACCGAUGAUCGACCGUACAUCUGCCAGUAUUGUAACGCAGCAUUUAGCCGGAAUCACGACUUGAAACGACAUUCCAAGAUUCAUGGACAAGAUAAGCCGUACAAGUGUCUUGGAUGUAACAAGGAUUUUUCAAGGUAA